Molecule: messenger RNA, 2232 nt
Organism: Procambarus clarkii (red swamp crayfish)
Lineage: Eukaryota; Metazoa; Arthropoda; Malacostraca; Decapoda; Cambaridae
Product: regulator of chromosome condensation
Cellular component (GO): cytoplasm
Molecular function (GO): guanyl-nucleotide exchange factor activity
Source: RefSeq, a predicted model, not a curated record
ACUUCCCGCCACAUGUUCUCGCCAUUUAAAAUCAUCACAACAAUACACACGAAACUCCGGGAGACACGUGGGUAUUUUCGCAGCAAAGUGGACGCUCCCCAGGUCUUGCCCUACUGCUGUUCUCAAGUAUAUUGAACCGGCGAAUCGGCUGCUAUAGAAAAAUGGUUCGAGGAAGAGCAGCUUCAAAAGUUGAAGCUAAAGAAGUUAAAGUAAAUGGAGAAGUAUCCAAAGUACCCAAAGGAAGAGGGCGGAAACGCACACUCACAUCCAAGGCUCCACUUGAAGUAAAAAAGGUCAAAGUGAAAUUAGAAGCCCCAAAGGUAGAAAAUGGUGUGUUGCUAACAGUGGGAAUGGGUGACAUUGGUCAGCUUGGUUUGGGACCAGACGUCGAAGAGAAGACUCGACCAGCCGUUGUGACCUCUCUGAGCGAUAUUGUUGCUAUUGCAGCAGGUGGCCUCCAUUCAGUGUGUUUGGAUAAAACUGGCAAGGUUUAUACAUGGGGCUGUAAUGAUGAAGGAGCCUUGGGUCGCCAUACAGACAAUGAUGAAGACACCUACACCAGUGGCGUUGUGAACAUCGAUGGAAAAGUGGUUCAAAUUAGUGCUGGAGACUGUCACACAGCAGCGCUUCUUGAAGAUGGCCGAGUGUAUGCUUGGGGAUGCUUCAGAGAUAACAAUGGCCCAUUAGGUUUCUUGGAUAAAGGGAAUUUACAAAAAACACCUAGACAAAUUUUAAGUGAUGUUCCUGUUAUAAAGAUCUCCUCUGGCAAUAAUCAUCUGGCAUUACUGUCUCAAGAUGGCCGGGUGUUCACAUGUGGCUGUGGAGAGUCUGGACAAUUAGGCAGGAUUGCUGAAGUUUUCGCCUCCAGAGAUUCUAGAAACCGAAAAGGCAUAGAAACUUUACUAGAUCCACAGCCCAUUAAAGUGUUCAAGAGUCGCAAAGCUGUUCUCUUCGAUGAUGUGUGGGCUGGAGGCGUUGGCACUUUUGCCAGGGCAAGAGAGACUGGAAAUAUUUAUGCAUUUGGUCUCAACAAUUACAACCAACUAGGUGAUGAAGAUACCAACCUUAAGUUCCAGCCAGUUUUGUUGAAGAGUUUUGUAGGUAAAACCUGGAAACAAAUCUCAGGUGGACAGCAUCAUAGUUUGGCUCUUACUGAUGAUGGCACAGCAUACUGUAUGGGACGUCGAGAAUAUGGACGUCUGGGUUUAGGAGAAUUGCAACACGACAUCAAGAAACCAACAGCAAUAACAACUUUAGAAGGACAGAAGGCCAUUAGUGUGUCAGCUGGUGAAUGUGUAUCUCUAGUGGUUAUGGAAUCUGGUGAUGUGUAUGGUUUUGGGAUGGGCACGAACAACCAGCUGGCCCAGGGAGACGAGGAUGACCAGUUGGUUCCUGUGAAGUUGACUGGUAAGCAACUGGUCGAUCGAAGAGUUGUGGAUGCUGUAGCUGGAGGACAACAUACAAUUAUUCUUGCUGUUCCCAAAUGAUAUUUGUAAUUUUAGGGUGUACUAUUUUUUGUUGUAAUAAUGUAAUUUGCUCAGUGGCACAGCAAAAGAAGUGUCCACAUGCUUGUUUUGAUAACUUAUUUGUACAAAUUUGUGUGGCUGAAUGCAUGGGAAACCUGUGUGUGAUUUACAUUAAAUCAUUUACAUUUUGAAUCUGAAUGUGUAUUUGGUUAAUAAUGUCGUAAAUGUACUGUUGAUGACUAAGAACAGUAUGCUACAAACUAGAUCUAUAAGUAGAAUAUUUAAUAAAAAACAAAAAGCAGUUUUUAUUGCUAUUUAUCUUUGGUAAAGAUGUUUUGCUGUGUUUUCAUCUCUCUUUGGUUUUUUGUUUUCUCUAUUGGGGGGGGAGGGGGUUAACAUUUUUAGUAAAAUUUGGGAUCUUGCCAUAUUUUUUCUUUGAAUUUUGAAAUACAAUACAGUUAGCUUUAGAAGCUUAAUCCUUGCUUGUUACAUAGUUGAGACUAAGGUUUAAAGUAUUUAUUUUCAUGCUUUUCUCAUGAAAGAGUUUUGACGGAUUCCAAAGAAAGUGUUUUAAUUAAUUUUAAAGACAGGCCACUUACAUUUACUUUUAUUCAUAAGUUUUCAGAAAUAUUUUUUAUGUUAAAAGAAACUUUUACUUGAUGGUCCAGUAAUAUGUUAAGAAACAAUUUAAUUGUAUUUUGGAUGAGCAAUUCGGUGACGUGAAUUUCUUGGCUCCUGUGAUUAAAAUAAAGGUUUCGCAGAUAAA